ACCAAUGGAAAAUCGUGUUCCUGUCAAUAUCAAAAUAAAAGAAAUUACAGUUUUUAUAUUUUAAAAUAUAAAUUUCUAUAGCAAAGCAAAAGAAUGAAAACUCUUGAACUCUUGCUUUUUGCCAGGGGUAUAUGCCCUUGAUAUACCCCUGCGCCCUGUCUACCCCUGCUUUUGAUUCGUUGCUUGGCGAAACUGGCUAAUUUCAAAAAUACAUUUGGCAAUGUUGGACCGCACCAUUUCAAUUAUACCGUUGGGCUUAUUUCGAAUUCAAAACCUUGCCGUCGACGCUCAGUGGCUCACGUCAUGUUAUCACAGUGAGGCAAUUUUACAAUAAAAGUAACCGAUGUCAAACAUUGACCAGCAACUGGCACUCUGAGAAAUUUCUUUUUAAAUUAAAAGGUAUUGAAUUCCACCCGAAAUACAAUGGCUGGAAGAUGCCCUCAUAGUAUGAGGGGUAAACACAGAGUCACACCACUGAUGAAGAGCAGUUUCUCAAGACUGGGUGAAAGCUCUUUGAAUCGCACAGCAGAUUCUGGUUACCAAUCCAGCAUUGCUUCCUCGAGCAGAUCUUUUACACCCCUAUCUGAUGUCUCUGAUUCAUCACGACUCUACUGCAGCACUCCAGUGGCAGAAGAUUCAAUUUUAUCACACCAGAUAGCCUAUCCAAAAAUGUUGCUGGAGACCCCUGUCCAGCCUGUUUUGCCCAACAGGACACAUUUUUCAGAAGAUCGGAUCCCUUCAACUAGGACAAGUCUCGUGGUUAAUGAAGAUGUGAUAGACUGCCCGAGUGAUGUCUUGAGUUGCAUGAUCAGAAGUCAUUCCAUACCCGCCAUCCACAGGGUCCUUACAUACCUUGAAGAUCAAGAUCUAAUGAGACUCUGCCAAGUGUCAGACGAUUAUUGCCGUGCCGUAUGCGAAUGUCCACCUGCAUUGAAACGACUAUCAAAGUUUCUUAUCGUUAGCCAUCAGAACCGCGAAAACCGAACAACAUCGAGCCACAACAACGUAGGUAACCGACCGCAUCAUGGAAUUCCGCUUCGAUCCAUUCAAAACGUGAUGGAUGUUGGUUUGCCAAGUGGGACUGUCUGGACGGUACCUUCCCCAUUGGAGACUAUCGAUAUGAACAGGGUCCCUGACCAGUUUCGGACGCUGGUUGAUUUGAUCACGACGUUGUCUGAACAUCACUGCGUCAUCAACUGCCGCGCUUGCCGUAGACUUGUCGCCGUUCGGGUCAACCAACGGAAAACCGAGGUAUGCCUCAACUGUAACCGACGCACUAAAACGAGCCGGCUGGUCACACGCCCUAAAACCUUGCCAUUCAGAUAAAAGAAACAUAUUAACUUGCAGUGCUUAAUGUUUUUUAUUUAUUUUUAAAUUCUUUUUUUAUUCUAAUUUUUUUAAAAUUUGUGUCGUAUGUUCUUACCUCUUGCCUGUCCUAUUUUUUUCUUCCUCCGAGCAACCUGUACAGCUAAUCUGCUUACUGCCCGGUUUUCUUUUAACAAAAUACUCCCUUUGUAAAUAUUUCGAAUCCUUUCCCAUUGUCAUCUUGUUUACAUCAUAUUCUAUUUUCGGUUGAUGCACAACGUCAGAGAAUCAUAUUUUUAUCUGUCAUAAAAAUUCUUCCUUUAAUUAAAUCCAAGCUCAAUUGUCUUGCUCAUUUAUCGUCUAAAAUGAAUGCCUUAAUUCUGGUAUUAGUAAGAGGAAUCCGACGAACCUCUGAUUCCAAUACACGGAAAUUGGCAUUCCUCUUUUGUGCCUCGGUGCCCCUGUUUUCAAACAAAUCUAUCGAACAAUACUUCUUUUUAAAAAAUAAAUGCUCUCUUGUCUAUACUCAUGUUGACGUUACACAAUCGCGAACAAAUACAGAAUGCGGCAGACACA
Molecule: messenger RNA, 1881 nt
Organism: Daphnia carinata
Lineage: Eukaryota; Metazoa; Arthropoda; Branchiopoda; Diplostraca; Daphniidae
Exons: 2
Coding region: 424-1326 (300 amino acids)
Source: RefSeq, a predicted model, not a curated record